Molecule: messenger RNA, 1107 nt
Organism: Dothidotthia symphoricarpi CBS 119687
Lineage: Eukaryota; Fungi; Ascomycota; Dothideomycetes; Pleosporales; Dothidotthiaceae
Exons: 1
Coding region: 22-1107 (361 amino acids)
Source: RefSeq, a predicted model, not a curated record
CUGUCUUUACCUCUUGUUAAAAUGUUGUUCACUCCACUCCUUACAGUGACGGCGCUCCUCGGUAUCACCCAAGCCCAGCAAUAUGGCGGCAGGUACAGCUCAUCAACCUGCGGUGUCCCAACAACGGUUACGAAGACUUGCACCAGCACAGUCUCAAUCCCUGGGUUCUCAAUUACCAAGACAGUCACAAAUCAUGCCUCAGUCACCAAGACAAUUACGAACCAAGCCUACUGCUCGGCUACUGUGAAAACAGUGUCGAUGCCUGGAUUUUCAAUUACAAAGACGGUUACGAAUCGAGCCUCCUGCCUGGCGGCAUUGACGAAAACUACUACCUUGGGCGGAGCUGUUUCGACGGUUACGUCUACCAUUGCUGGCGCCAACUCGACAAUCACGACGACACGAACUCUGGCUGCGGUGACUACUACCGUCAAUGGAAUGAACUCUACGAUCACGUCUACUGUUACUGGCGCCAAUUCUACAAUAACAACUACUCAGACGCUGCCUGUGAUAACCACAACAAUCGAGGCAGUUAACUCCACGAUCACGACAACCGAGACGCUGCCUGUGGUGACUACGACGAUUGAAGGAGUCAACUCUACAGUUACUACUACACAGCUUUCUACCACUACUCUGCCUGCGGAAACUGUAGUCCAGAACUUCACAACAACCGCUAUCACAACAACCACAGCGACUCCAGCGUGUGUAGCAACUUCAGUAACCCCCAACUCGUGGAACGCCCUUAGUGCAGGUGAUGUACAGAUAGGAACCUUUCCUGUACUAAGUGCGAUUAUCCAGGAAACAAACCCUAACCUCCCCCAACGCUGGGUGCAAACCGUGGCAGUAUGUCCUGGUAAUAGCUACGUAGUAUCGCUGGACGCGGUACGAGGGACCGACCUCAGCGGCACUGCGUAUGUUAGAGCUUAUGCGGACAGGAAUAUGAUAAUGGAAUAUCCGGUUCUUGAUGAUUCGAAUACUUGGAGGGGAAGUUUUUUCGCUAGCUCUGCCUCAACGGCUCUGGUCAUAGAGUUCGUUUUCUACAAUGGUGAAGGGCGGAAAAAGGGUAUGUCAGUCUCUAACGUGCAGGUGUCCCCAAGUUCUCGUACUUGA